This is a messenger RNA of Closterium sp. NIES-67, 3531 nucleotides long. The record is from the annotation of a GenBank genome assembly. Lineage: Eukaryota; Viridiplantae; Streptophyta; Zygnematophyceae; Desmidiales; Closteriaceae.
CCUUCCCUUCGCGGUCGCACCCUGCUCUCCGCCGUCGCGCAACAGCUCCAAUCCAAUCUGCCCGUUUGCCACAGUAACCCCGACCCGACCAACCCGUAUUUGCAGCGAGGUUCCCUCCCGUUUUUUCUCGCACUCCAAGAAACUGUUGUUUUGCCAGCCUUUCAGCGGCACACCCGAGUGACCCCCCUGACCUGUCCGGCCGCGAAGCAACCUUUUCCCCAUGGGAAUGGCAGCCAUGACGGGGCCCAUGCGGGGGGCAUGGCGGGGGAGGAGGGGAGCCAUGCGGGAGCCAUACCGAUCGCCGCAGCUUCUUGUUGCCCCUCCAUUUCAGCCUGCCUCGGCCGCCAACGGUGCCCAUUUUUGCCAGCAGUGCCCAUUCGUAGAUGUAACGCCCCGUGCGCUAGACCCUUCCACUUGGCAGAAGGGGGGUGAAGCAGAGCCUCGCAGUGACGACGGCUGGGAUAGCCCGUGGUGAACAUCCACGGAGAGGCGCGAGAUGCGCGAGAGGCAUGAGAGUGGUCAACGACGGUCACGCGACGCCCCGCGACCCAUGAACGCAUGGCGCGCGCGGGGCGUGAUUCGUUGUGGACCGUUGUGUAUCGUUGUUUCGUUGUGUGUGGAGGUGCGCGCGUGGAGUGCAUGCUCUCGCCCACAGUGAUCAGUCACCAGCUCAGGCCGACUCAGACCCGCAGCAAGCACCAGUCCAAGUCACGGCUUUGCUGCCUCAGCUAUGCUCCGCUUAGCUCCCCUUAGCUCGGCGUAGCUCCGCUCAGCUCUGCUUAGCUCGGCCCACCUCGGCUUAGCCGCGCGUAGCUCAGCAGGAGCGAGCAGGCCUAUACUGCUGGCAGUAGUACGGCGCCGCUCAGAGGCCGCGCGCAGGCGAAGAAACACACGGCACGGGGCGUCCGUUCUUGGAAGGAAAUGUCGCCGCGCUGCCGCAGGCGGCGACCCUCGGGAGCGGCAACCGCGUGCCGUUGUUCUUGUUCUUGCCGUGGCAAAACCCCCCACAGGCGCGGCGCUCAUAUCACAGUAGUGAAGGCCGCGGCUGUGGGUGGGGGUUGACUUGUUUGACGAGAGAAGUCAACGGUAGUACCACGGUUGCCAUCUUUGAAGAAGCAGCAAGAUGGCAUUGGUACCACUAAGGCCCGUAUAUAGAGGAGAGCAGCAAGCCCGGGGUCGUACCGCGAUUGUACUAGUGACUGACGUCUGCGUUGCAAGAGCAGAGCACCCACCCAUCGCCCGGCCAUCGCUCGGUGUAAAGAACUGCCGCCUGUGAUACUCGAGAGAGAGUUGAGUCGAAUCGUGCAUGCCCUAGCGCGCUCAUCUCUCUUCACAAUCUCUAUUCUCCACCUAGUAGUUGUACAUUAGUACGUGGUGACUUCUUGGAGCCGAUAAAGGAGAUGGAACAGUGGAGGAGGCUGCUGGUUACGCUGGCUGUCGUCGCCUUGCUUGGGUUACAUGACCGAUUCGUUCGCCUGGCGGGCUCCGUCUUGAUUUUUGAGGAGUCUCAAGGGACAGCGUUGGACGCGGCACGGAAGGAGUGGGGGCUGACAUAUGAGGACUGGAGGGUUGGGGGCGACUGCGACAGGGCACCUGCUGUGUCAUGCGAUGAGGACGGUUAUGUCGUCUCCAUGUACAUGGGAGGAACGUUAACUGGCGGAAUUCCCCCAGAGCUCGGUGCUCUCACUCGCCUCCGCCUGCUGGACAUCAGCAACAGCCAGCUGAGUGGAACCAUUCCGGAUGCCAUGAGCGCCCUUGCCAGACUCGCCUACCUGCGCAUGGACUACAACUCUCUGUCUGGCGCCAUCCCCCCAGCGCUGUGCGAGCUCGUUCUCCUCGAGUACAUGUCUCUAUUCCACAACAUGCUGGAGGGCACCAUCCCCGCCGCCAUCACCAAUCUGGCUCGCCUGCGACUUCUGGACCUGGGCAGCAACAAGCUCACAGGCCUGCUUCCCAGCGACAUCAGCAACCUGGAAGCGCUGCAGACACUGAGGAUGCCAGGCAAUGCACUGGACGGAUCGCUCCCUUCUGCCAUAGGCAACCUGCCCUACCUCUACCGCCUCGAUUUGAGUGGCAACAAGCUGAGCGGAGAGCUCCCUUCAACCCUGGGUGGGCUGGCGCAGCUAGAAUACCUCUUGCUGCAUUACAACGAGUUCACAGGAGCCAUUCCAGACUCCAUACAGGACCUCUAUCCCCUCCGCUACCUCGAGUUGAGCCACAACAAGCUCUCCUCUUCGCUGCCCACAUCCCUUGGCCUGCUCUCCUACCUUUCCUACAUGUAUCUUGGCAACAACCAGCUGUCGGGGCCGUUGCCCUCCACUAUUGGCGGCCUGAGCAACCUGCGAGUCAUGCACAUGCCAGAGAAUCAGCUCACAGGGCCGCUUCCAAGCACCAUUGGCCAGCUCACUUCGCUGUCAUGGAUCCAUCUGAGUCACAACCUGAUAGACGGGGCCAUUCCCAGCACCAUCAGCACCCUCACCGACCUGUGCCGCGUCAUUCUGAACAACAAUGCGCUGAACCAGCCAGUGCCCGACGUGUUCAAGUGGCUCACCAGCAUCGACACCCUGAGGCUGGAGGAGAAUCAGCUAACGGGUUCCAUCCCACCCAGCAUCGGCAAGAUCGAGAGUCUCACCUCCCUCAAUCUGAGCUCCAACAACCUCGUAGGAACCAUCCCGUCCACUCUAGGGACGCUCUCCUAUCUCGAAUACCUGGACCUGCGACUGAACCAGCUGACAGGAACGGUGCCGGCAACGCUGGGCAGCAUCACCGAACUUCAGCUGCUCGAUGUGGACAGUGGCGAGGUGACAUGUGCAGUGAGUGGCAGCUGUGAGGUGGAGCAGAUCUCUUGGUCCGCCUUCUGCCACCUCUGCCCCGACUUCUGCUCCUCCUGCACGCCGCCGCCGCCACCUUCUCCCAGCAAGCCCAAAAAGCCCCCGUGCAAGCCCAAGCGGGCAGCCUGUCCGCGCAAGGCGUGUCCCAAGGGCAAGUGGUGCAUCCCCUUCGUGCGCAGCUGCAAGGGCUACAAGUGCAUUUGACCAUGCAUGCGUGCUGUUCAGCACUCUAGGUGGUGUGCGCGUGCAUGACGGGUCAUGAAGUAUGGUAGGGAUGUGCUUUAGUCUGGGCAGGCUGCACGUACCUGAGCCCAGCCACUUAGGUGGGUUUGUUUUGCUGUCGGUUUGUUUUGCUGUAGUUUUGUACAGGCUUGCAGUGCGCCCUUAGUGGGGAUGUGUUGGGUUGAGCUAGUGUGUGGUGUGGUGGUGGGAUGCGCAUGUGAGCUGAGCCUUCUAUGCAGCGUAUGUAGUCUGCACAGCGCUUUUGUUUCCAGUAGGUCGCAUUUUGGCUUGAAGGCUUACCUUGGGCAGUGUACAUAUUUGCUGCUUGUAUGACAUGGGUAACGUACAUGUUUUGGGAGCUACCGAAGUAGUCAAACGAGCAGUAUGCCAUUUUGCAGCAUGACGGCUGGAUGGUAAUGUCGCGCGUGUGCUGUGCCCUCAACCCGUCCAGCUAGUUUUAGGUUUUUUUUUUAGGAAU